AAAAAUUUUGAAUCGCCUUAUUCUAUCAAAUUGAAAAAAUGAUUUGGAAGUUUUGUUUUGUUAAAAUCAAAAAUUGUUAAAUUUUUUUUAUUCGACUAUAAACCUAAUUUCCAGGUGUUUAGGGCUUCAUGAAUAUUUGUUGUCAAAAUUUUCCCUGAAUAAAAAUUUUGGAACUUUAUAUUAAAAAUAAUUCAGGUUCAAUGAUAAAUCAUUCAAAAUUAAUUAAAAAAAUAAAAACAAAUCAAUUUCGUGGGAUUUAUUUUAAGCAUUGAAGUUUUCAUUUUAAAAAUGGGUACAAUAGGUGAUGAAAGCUCGAUUGAAGUAGAAUUUAUUACUGAUGAAGUAGUUACACAUAUUAUUAAAGACACUAUUGUACCAAUACAAUCAAAGAAAAAACGCAACGAUGUGACUGCUAAAUAUAAAUCAGAAGUACCUUGUUCUGCAAAGAAAUCAUUGAGUAAUAGACCAUCUGAAUCAUUUUCACCAGAAAGUACAAAUAGUGAUAAUGUGGAGUUACCUUCUACUAAUAAACCAAAAGCUUUAUUUGAAGAAGGAGAUGUACCUGGUGCAUGCAUGUUUAGUUUUAAUUCUUCUAAACAAAAAAAAGCAAGUAGUCAAAUAACCAUUGCGAAGACUCCCAACAGUAUCAAGAAAGAGACGAGUAAUAUAAGAAAAAGACUUUUAAAUGUUAAACCUAAAGCUUUAUUUGAUGAUGACAAUGAAGAUAAUUAUGAUAACGAUAAAAAGAUUUCUACUAGAAGUAUUUCAAAGUUAAAUAAAACUACAUCUAAAAUUGUAUCAAUUACACAAAAUAAUGAUCUUAAUAAAAAAAUGAAAGUUAACCAGAACAGUUCUAUAAGUAUUGAUUCAAAUACAACCAUGAAAGCUAAUAAUGUACAAGUCACCAAAAUAAAUAAAAAAUCAAAUAUUGAAAUAGUUGACCAAACAUCAGAUAAUUAUGUAUCUUCUGAUAAUUUACUUACAAAAACGCCAAAAGUUGUAAGAAAAAAAAUAGCCAAAGAAAUAGCACAGCAAAAACUGGAGCAGUUAAGUGAGUUAAAUGAUACAGAUUAUAGCAAUAGUGAAAAAAGUGAUGAGAGUGAUAGUGAUUCAAGUAUUCAUUUCAAAAUUAAAUCUAACCAACCAGAAGUUGCAAAUAAUUUGAGAAGAUCUAUCAGAAAAAAAGAAGUUUCUUUUCUAUACAAGGCAGAGGAAUAUUUCCUUUCUAAGACUGUGAAAUCUAUGAAAAAAUCUAAAACAUCAGAUAAUACAUUAAAGUUAUUGAAAAAUCCUACGUUAGAAAAGAGCCAAAUAGAUAAAAUAGCUAAUAAUGUUAAUUAUAUGCACAAGGAAAAAUAUAAACAAUUAUACCAAGGAAUCACAUCAAAUUUCCCUUAUUGGUAUAAUUUAUUGAAAGAAGGUUUUAAUUUAUUACUUUAUGGACUUGGAUCAAAAAAGCAAUUAAUUGACGAUUUUCAAAAUUCCAUGUUAAAAGAUGAAUUGGUUAUAGUCAUAAAUGGAUUUUGCCCGGGUCUUACAUUAAAAGAAAUUUUGGAAUCAAUAACAAUUGAUUUAUUAGAAUUAGAAAAUUGUCCAGGAAGUGCAGAACUUGCAAUUCAACAAAUUGAACAAGCUCAGAAAUCAAAAAAUGCAGAUCAAAUUUUUCUACUUGUUCACAACAUUGAUGGGAAUGUACUACAAAAUUAUAAAGUUCAGCAUGUGUUAUCUAGAAUUUGUUCACUAGAAAACAUUCAUCUUAUUGCUAGUAUUGAUAGAGUCAAUGCUGCUUUAAUGUGGGACAAUACAAAAUUAGGUGAUUAUAACUUUAUAUGGAUGGAUUGCACUAGUUACAACUCUUACUCAGUUGAAACAAGUUUCAUGGAAUCUUUAAUGGUCAAAAAUACUGGAGCCACGCAUACCUUAUCAGCUUUAAGCAACGUCUAUAAAUCCCUAACUUCAAAUUCAAAGCGUAUAUUAUUGUUGCUAAUUAAAGAUCGUAUUGAAAAUAAAAAUGAUAAAAAAUAUGUUGGAGUUCCAUUUUCUAUUCUCUAUGGUUGGUGUCGUCAACAGUUUUUGGUCAGUACAGAUUUGGCUCUUAGAAGUCAAUUAACUGAAUUUGUUGAUCACGAGUUAGUAAAAUGGAAACGUGAUAGUGAUUUACUACAAAUCCUUUUAGAAGUCGAUAUUCUUAUCCAGUUUUAUAAACAAAAUCAAGAUGAUGAGGUUUAAAUAAAUUAUACUAUUACACACAG
Molecule: messenger RNA, 2252 nt
Organism: Daktulosphaira vitifoliae (grape phylloxera)
Lineage: Eukaryota; Metazoa; Arthropoda; Insecta; Hemiptera; Phylloxeridae
Gene: Orc2
Product: origin recognition complex subunit 2
Exons: 11
Coding region: 289-2229 (646 amino acids)
Biological process (GO): DNA replication
Cellular component (GO): nucleus; nuclear origin of replication recognition complex
Molecular function (GO): DNA replication origin binding
Source: RefSeq, a predicted model, not a curated record